AUGGCUGAUGGAGCAAAAGUGUAUAAGAAGACCUGUCCCAAUGGGAAGUUAUCCAUCUACCUGGGAAAGCGGGAUUUUGUGGACCAUGUCGAGCAUGUGGAACCUGUAGAUGGGAUUGUUUUGAUUGACCCGGAGUACCUGAAGGAUCGGAAAGUGUAUGUGACGCUCACCUGUGCAUUCCGCUAUGGCCGGGACGACCUCGACGUCAUUGGGUUGACCUUCAGGAAGGACCUCUAUGUCCUCACCACCCAGCUUUACCCUCCUGUGCCAGAUCAGGCGCCCAAGACCCUCACUCCCUUGCAAGACAAGCUGAUGAAGAAGCUAGGGGAGAAUGCAUACCCCUUCACUUUUGAGAUGGCAACAAAUUUACCGUGUUCUGUCACGCUCCAGCCAGGAGCAGACGAUGUGGGGAAGUCUUGCGGUGUUGACUUCGAGGUGAAAGGAUUUUGUGCUGAAAACCUAGAGGAGAAAAUUCACAAGAGGAAUUCAGUGCGGCUGGUGAUCCGCAAGGUCCAGUUUGCGCCCAUCAGUACAGGCCCAGCACCAAAGUCUGAGACUACAAGGCAAUUCAUGAUGUCGGACAAGCCUUUGCAUCUUGAGGCUUCCCUGGAUAAGGAGAUUUAUUACCAUGGAGAUCCUAUUGGGGUUAAUGUCAAUAUUAACAAUACCACAAACAAGAUUGUGAAGAAAAUUAAAGUAUCAGUUGAGCAGAUCACAGACGUUGUUCUCUACUCACUGGACAAAUACACAAAGGUCGUGUGUUCAGAGGAGUUCACAGAGAAUGUGGCCGCCAACUCCACCUUCUCCAAAAGCUACAGUGUGACUCCGAGGUUAUCCGACAACCGUGAGAAGCGCGGCCUGGCCCUUGACGGCAAGCUCAAGCACGAGGACACCAACCUGGCCUCCACCACUGUUCUUAGACCUGGGAUGGACAAGGAAGUACUUGGGAUCCUUGUUUCCUACAAAGUGAAAGUCAACCUGAUGGUAUCCAGAGGAGGAAUCCUGGGGGAUCUCACAUCAAGUGACGUUGCGGUGGAGAUGCCCGUUAUCCUGAUGCAUCCAAAACCUGCAGACAGUAAGUAAAGUGAGGAGGAUAUUGUGAUUGAAGAAUUUGCUCGGCAGAAGCUCAAAGGAGAGAAAGAUGAUGAAGAGGAGAAAGAGGAGGAGGACAAAGGAGAAAGCUAA
Messenger RNA from Varanus komodoensis (Komodo dragon), 1185 nucleotides. It is a transcript of the gene ARR3, whose product is annotated as arrestin 3. NCBI's taxonomy places the organism in Eukaryota, Metazoa, Chordata, Lepidosauria, Squamata, Varanidae. The record is from RefSeq and is a predicted model, not a curated record. The transcript is spliced from 15 exons. Gene Ontology annotation, molecular function: G protein-coupled receptor binding. Gene Ontology annotation, biological process: G protein-coupled receptor internalization; visual perception; signal transduction.